Messenger RNA from Perognathus longimembris pacificus (Pacific pocket mouse), 469 nucleotides. Its product is annotated as 60S ribosomal protein L36a-like. The transcript has 2 exons. Gene Ontology annotation, molecular function: structural constituent of ribosome. Gene Ontology annotation, cellular component: cytosolic large ribosomal subunit; ribosome. The record is from RefSeq and is a predicted model, not a curated record. The coding region runs from base 1 to 387 and encodes 128 amino acids. Gene Ontology annotation, biological process: translation. NCBI's taxonomy places the organism in Eukaryota, Metazoa, Chordata, Mammalia, Rodentia, Heteromyidae.
AUGGAGAACUCUAAUUUAGACAAUCUGACUGGACUUCAGCGUGUGCCACGCAGGCUUCCUGUCAUCAUAGUUAACGUUCCUAAAACCCGUCGUACUUUCUGUAAGAAGUGUGGCAAGCACCAACCUCACAAAGUAACACAGUACAAAAAGGGCAAGGAUUCUCUGUAUGCCCAAGGAAAGCGUCGUUAUGACCGGAAGCAGAGUGGCUAUGGAGGUCAGACUAAGCCGAUUUUCCAGAAAAAAGCUAAGACUACAAAGAAGAUUGUGCUGAGGCUUGAAUGUGUUGAGCCCAACUGCAGAUCUAAGAGAAUGCUAGCUAUUAAGAGAUGCAAACAUUUUGAACUAGGCGGAGAUAAAAAGAGGAAGGGGCAAGUCAUCCAGUUCUAAGCUCCAACUUUUUAUGAAGAUAGUAUAAUGAGGCCAUUCCAACCUUUGUUAUGAAGACAAUAAAACCAUGAGGUCAAAUUCA